Messenger RNA from Coniosporium apollinis CBS 100218, 993 nucleotides. RefSeq lists its product as uncharacterized. The record is from RefSeq and is a predicted model, not a curated record. Bases 1 to 993 code for a protein of 330 amino acids. NCBI's taxonomy places the organism in Eukaryota, Fungi, Ascomycota, Dothideomycetes. The transcript has a single exon.
AUGACUUACGGCAGCAACAGUAACAAGGAAUCUUUCGCAGCUCGUCAGAGGAGAGCAGGUCUCCCUCGGCACAACACCAACCAGCAGCCUGCUGGUAACGACCACGCAUACCAUGCGUACCUCGAGGAGCACUACACCCUCGCGAUGAGGAAGCCUCUUGAAGGCCCUCAACGACGGCGUCCGACAGCAGAACUCCGGGUAAGGGACAGCGUCAUCGACUUCGCUCAGGCGAGUCACUUCAUGGGGCAGGCGCCCGAGCAUCGCCCUGCAGCCCCAAGUCCCGAAAACAAGCGUAAUGUAAACAUACGGGACAGUGUGCUUGACUUCGCGCAAGUCAACCACUUCAUGGGGUUUGCUCCCGGGUUUACACCCGCCGAGGAGAAGAGCGAGGAAGAGUCCUUGUACAGCUCCACGGCCCCAUCGGCUUCUCCCUUCGCUCCUGGUCGUCCGCGGCGAUCACCUAGUCCGCUCGCGAGGGCAGUCAGUCCCCUUGAGCCCACGGUCAAGGUCAAUGCUAUUGUUCGCGUCAAUGGUAUCGACAGUGAUUUCGACGAAUGGGGAAAUCGACGAUGCACUCAACCCGCUGCGGUGCAUGAGAGGACACAGGUACGCUUCCGAGCUCUGGCGAAGCAUAAGACACCCCCUCCUCGCCCGGCGCGGCCGGCUCGUGCCAUAACGCAGCCGCAAAACGCGCCGACUUAUAGUCUUUUCCCGCCGGUCCGCCCAACUCCCGCUCGGCCUCCACCGCCGGCGAGAGCGGUGCAGACCACGAGGCCCCAAGCGAGCAGGAGGACGGACCCGAGCGUCCAUCCUCUAGAAUACGCGAGGUCUGUCCCGACUGGCUUUCACGGCGACUUCUCCGAUCGUCGUAACCAGAUUUAUGGGGGAGCUCCCGGCUCUGGCAAGGAUGAGUUGCGGGAAGCGGAGGAGAAGCGUCGAGCGAAGAAGGAGAAGGGCUUCUUCCGGGGCUUGUUCGGUAUCAAGAAGAAGUGA